Astrephomene gubernaculifera is the source of this 2233-nucleotide messenger RNA. The record is from the annotation of a GenBank genome assembly. NCBI's taxonomy places the organism in Eukaryota, Viridiplantae, Chlorophyta, Chlorophyceae, Chlamydomonadales, Astrephomenaceae.
AUCCAUUUUUGAUCAGCAUAUUGAUACCGGCAGACGUAACUCGUGACCGCUGCAGGAAAUGCGUUAUUGACGAGAAGUUCUUUCGCCUGGACUUUAGUACUAGUGCCUUCAUCCUUAUUUCCUGAGCUCCUUCCCUUCAAUGAACUCGUUAGAGGCAGGACGCGUGUUAAGCGUCCUCGAUGAGACAUUGGAGGGGCUGAGGCUUGUCUCAUAUAUAACGCAAGAUGUACUGGACACUGCGGAACAGCUUCGUGACAUGCUUGGAGAGGACCUUGCUAACACGCUCAUUAAACACCGCCAACUCCUUCAGACAGCAAAGUCGACGCUCAACAAUGAGCAACUCCAAGCGUCCACGCUGGAGCUUGUGCGUUUGCUGAAGAAAUCCCCCUCCGCGCAGCGGCUCCAGGUGUUGCCGUACGAACGGACACACGGCAUCCUGCAGACGCUGCAGUACUUCGAGCAGCUCCGUCAGUUUGCCCAGAAGCGGCUGACCACCACUGUGGAGGAGGACAGCAGCAACCGGGAGUACUUCGAGGAGGUUCGCGACCGGGAGGAGCGAGCGGUGGCCGAGCGGCUGCAGCUGGAGCAGAAGCUGCGGUUGCAGCGGGUGGAGCUGCAGAAGGCGGCGGGCAGCAUUCAGGUGUCGGAGGACCGCGCACGCGGCGAGGUGGCGGAGGUGCAGUCCACCACGGCGCACUCGCGGGGCAGCAUUGAGGCGGCGGCAAAGUCGCAGGCGGACGGGGACCGGGCGGCGUUCCAGUCCGAUCUAGCCCUAGCCACCCGCGAGCUGGCCGCCGCCCGCUCCGAGCUGGCCCGCCUGCGGACCGAGCACAAGGACAACGAGGCGCUGCUGCGGAAGGCGCGCAAGCGGGCGGAGCAGGAUGUGGAGGUUCAGAUCGGCGAGUACGAUGCGGAUGUGGGUGCCAAGGAGGAGGAGCUGGCGCGGGCGCGGGCGGAGUACGAGGGGGUGCUGGCGCAGCUGCAUGAUUAUAACCGCGGGUGGGGCGAGAUGUACCAGGAGCGGCUCGAGUACGAGGACCGGGAGCGGCGCCUGGCGGACCAGCGCUUCCAGGCCGCGCUGCUGUCCAUCAAGCGCAAUCACGCAGCCCGGGUCAUCCAGGCCGCCUGGCGCGCCUACAAGAAAGCCAAGGAAGCGGCACGCAAGAAGGCCAAGAAGGCGGAGAAGGCCAAGGCUGCCAAGAAGAAAUGACGGUGGGGAGGCUUGGAGGGCGGUGUCAGCCACAACCGCAGAAGUUUCGGGGGCCUCGAAGUGCGGCUGACCAGGGCCGCGGUGAGGAUGAGGCUGGAGGAGGAGGGGCCGCCGCCGCGGGUUUGGCGGUGACGGGGGAGGGAGCGGCGGCGGCGGUUAGGGUGCAGGGCGGUUGUGGGUGGGGAGUGAAGGGGGAGGGUGCUGGGCGGCGCCGGGAAUGGGGAAAACGAAAAGUGAAGCAACGGAAUCCAAUCGCCGGGAGUGAGGAAUGAUGGAAUGGGGAAGGAGACGAUGGUGAUGACGAUGCGUGCGUGCGCCCGGGGUCCUCUGCCGCCUUUGCUACCCGCCCUCCGAAGCCGAGAGAUUGCAGACAGGGGUCGUGUGUCGUGGGGCCAUGGCAUCCGUGUGUCUGUUCGUGUGUGGGGAGUCAUGCAAGGGAAUAUGGGCAGAUUAGGCCGCUGCUGUGGGGUUGUUAGGUAUGGUAGACAGCCAUAGCCAAAAAACGGGUUUACAGCCGCGUACCCGUGUGAGCGCUAAAGACAGGUGUGUCUGACGUUCAGGGGUGCAGUGGUUUGUUGGUUUCCCUAGCCACAAGGCGUUCCCCAGGUACAAAAGAGGGGGGGGGUAAGGCAGGUAACGUAGCAAGCGGGCUAGGUGAAUAGUCCCAAGCGCAUAGAUAGGUCGACAAACCCUAGCCAGAGACCUCCCCCCUAGGAUAGGACUGCUGCCGAAAUGCGGCGUAGUUGACAACGGACCGGGGGGCUUCGGCUGGUUGGAGGGAUAUCUCUUCGGCUGGUUUGUCGUACUGCCGUACAUGUGUUCCGGCCUAGACAGCUGGGGGUUACGGUUGUGCAUCGUCAACAGCGUGUCUGUGUCGAACCAUCACCGCCUGCGUGUUAGCUCGUGUGCAUGUGUGCAGCAUGGACGUCAUGCAAGCAUGACCCUCGGUGCAUCUGUCAGCAUGCGCCGCUACGACGCCUGGCGGCCCCUGCCCCGUGUCCUUCGACCAGACCGGCACCUCGC